Molecule: messenger RNA, 6813 nt
Organism: Styela clava
Lineage: Eukaryota; Metazoa; Chordata; Ascidiacea; Stolidobranchia; Styelidae
Source: RefSeq, a predicted model, not a curated record
AAUAUAUUUUAUGAUCUUACAGGAAAAUAGUAUUAUUGCCUCAAUUAUAAUGUAAUCUUAAAUUAUACUUUGCAUCAGUGGUUGCAGAAUGGCAGCCUUCGAAGACAGGACUGGUCCUGAGCUUGACCAAUUCGUUGGUAACAAAUGGACAGAUUGGUUGGCGGCUGUUCAAUCAUCUGAUCAGAAGCCUCAACCAACUGUUGAAAGCACUUCUAAACGUGAUAUUGAAGUAGCACGAUUGAGCCGACCAGAUAUGGGAUUGUUUGGAUAUCGUCCCGGAACUGACAGAUUUUAUUUAAUUGUUUGUGAACACUGUGGACAACUUGUCAAACCGCAGUCUAUGAAUACACAUUAUGAGAGAAAACACAAAAACAAAGUAAUCAGUAAGAAAUCUUUAAGUAAUCGUGUCAAGCCUAUGCAAGGGCAGAGUAGGUAUGGUAUUGACAAGUCAAAUCAUAGACUUAUAUCUCCUCCACAUAAUAUGUCGAAGCAAUCCAAUCGCAGUAGUACGAAUCAAAAGAACUUGUUGCGUCAUUCGAGUGCUUCUGAUAUGUUGGCUGAUAUUUCAAAAUUGGAAGCGCUUCCAGAAAAAGUUUCAACAUCAAGUGAGAAACAGAAACGAUCUGUUGAACCUGCAAAUAAAAACCAUCGUUCUGAAAGCAUUUCAUCAAAAUCAGUUACUUCUCAGCAAAGUUCCAAAGUGCGUGUCGCAACAUUUCAUGAAAAAUCAUCUGUGACUCAGUUACCAAGGCAACAUCAUGUUUCUGGUAGUGUGAAAGCAGGAAAUAAAAUUGGCGGUACGAUACAACUCAGCGAACUUCCCGAACCUCAAGUUGUCAAUAAAACUGGUGGUCCGCAUCAUGUAUCCGAAGGAAAACAUAGGCAUCGUAGGACUAGCGGUAGUGCAAAACUAUCCGAUAAUGAAAUUAUCUAUGGUGGUAGUGUGGACCGAAAAAGGACUGAAAAAUCAGUUUCAGACUCCCAUAGCAAAUCAAAACGAAGUUACGAUGUCCAUCCACAUCAUCAUCAUCACCAUACUAAUCAGAAUAGACAAGAUAAUAUUUCUGAUAACGUUGUUUUAUCACCAGAUAGUGUUAGGUUAAAGUCACCCAUUAAUGAACAAAAAUUGCCAAGAGUGGUGCUUGAGAAAACGUCGGUACCAAUGUUAACCGGGUCUGUGGGUUCUGUCCGGGUAGGAACUUCGCAUAAACGGACUCGACCACCUAGUGGUAAUUCUGAAUCUUCUUCCACCUCACCACCGAGAGCGAAAGUGCAGGCUUUGCAUACUCCUGUGAGAGAGAAAGAUUCACCUACAAUCCAGAAAAUAACUCAGGGUAUUGCAAAACCAACGACACUUCCUUCAAAAACAAAGAAAAAAGAGAAGGCCAGAAUUUUACCUCUGAAAGCUCGUGAAUAUGAUCCGAAUGUACAUUGUGGUGUAUGGGUGAAAGAAGAAAAUUCUCAUUGCACAAGAUCUCUCACAUGCAAAGUUCAUCCACGAAGUGCCAAACGAGCCGUUACAGGUCGAAGCAAGCAAUUUGAUGAGCUAAAUCAGGAACAUAGGAGAGAAAAACAAAGGUCAAAAGAGAAAACAUUAUUGUCAUCUCAACCUGCCAACGUAAACCCACCCAUGCCUAUAUCUUCUACUGCAACAGUUGAAUUCACCAUACCUUCACCCAAUACCAAGCCAAUAAUUGUGUCUUCUCCUUCUUCGACUACGAGUGUAACCAUGACAACACCAAUAUCGCAACCUGCUGUGUCAGCUACUUCAACAUCGAAGACCAAAACUUCUAUAAGCUUGUUUCCUAAGAUAUACUCACCAUGGCACAUAUAUUGUUGGGAUAAUGAUGAAGCAAUUGAAGAACCAUCAAUUUCUACCAGUUCAUGUUCAUAUUUAUCACAACAUCCUCUACCAAUAACGAUGCCCUGUCAUCCAGCAAGGAGGCUAGGAACUUGUCAAGUGUCUUAUAGCAGAAAGUUGGAACGACAACUUGAAUCUUUUUCAUCAAACGUGCAAAAGUUCGUAGGCAAGACGCAAAAGCCACCGAAGCCAUUUUCAUUUACACCUAUCGGCGGGGCAACUUCUACUGUCGGCAAUGAAAAUUUUCAACCAACAAACUUUUUAAAACCUAAUUUUUUAACCACCUCAACAACAAGUUUGAGCAAUUUGCACCAAACCAACAGUUUAUUCAGUCAAUCGAGUAAUCAAAACAAUAUGACUUUAUUAAAUCCUGUUGAGUUAUCAGGGAUUCAAAACUUAGAAUUGUUUCAAACGACUCCAACUCCUGUACAAAAACCGAGGACUAAAAUAAAUCGAAAGCUUUCUAAUCUUGCUCCACCUAGUGUAGACCACUCUGAAGCCAAUUUGAGGAAUAAUAAUAAAUCUGAGCAAACAUCAAAUUUGAUAAGAAGAAGGAUGAGUAGUAAUAGCGAUUCUGGUCGAACUGUUAUUAAUGCGGAAGUUGUGUCUUCUUCUCCUCACUUUGUUCUCAGCGAUCAUUCGAACAAUUCAAUGCCAAUUGAGUCACCAAAUGUUAUGCAAAUGAUUUCCAAUCCAUCUUCUGUCGGAACCUGUAACACUGUCUCUAUCAGCCGAAAUGAAAAGCAUAAUCAUAACUUGUCUCGUCCACUGAAAGCAAAAUCCAAAAGUGCAAUAACAAAAUAUGGUACGGUUGCACAGAAUCAUUUGGAACCGUUGCUUGCAGAGCACAUCGAUAGCAGUCCAGUUACGGUACAGUUGCCAAACGGUAUCAAUUCAAUUGCUAGUAAUGUAUUAUUGAAGACCGGUUCUCACAGUGUAACACUGUCUGGUAAUAUAGGAGCUCUCACUGUUACAGGGGAAGAUCAGAAUUUUACAGGCAAUCAGAUCUCACAACAUUUGAAGAAUAUGAAUAGUAAUAACAACUUUGUGAUGUCUAAUGACGCAUCUACAUUGAAUAUUACCACAGCGAAGUCAAAACAUUUUGCACCCUCACAACAACAACAACAGCAUCAUGAGCAAAGCGCAGGUUCAUUGUCGAAUCGUUUAUCAAGCGGUCAAACGGAAAAUUUCAUUUUACAAAAUGAUGACAUUUUUACACUCAAUCAGCCUAAUGUUGAAAACAAUUUAAACACUGUAUCUCUUGAUCAGUUCCCGAUUCAGAAUUCAUUUACAGCUCCAGCUAAUACAGAACAAUUACAACAAGUUACUAAUGAUAAUGAAACAAGUGCUGAAAUUUUAAGGCUGCUCUGUGCUCCGUCAGAUGACAUCAUACAAACAAAAUUUGACAAUCACAGCCUGCAAUUGACAAACGUGUCACAAAUUCAUCCAUCUAUUCUAGAGCAAAUGUUCGCGAAUCAAAAUGCGACAAAACACAAUCGACGAUCCCUUGAUACGACACAAGGAUGUAGCAGUUCAACAUCUAAUAAUAGGACUACAAAUGAUUUAGGACAGAAUUUUAUAACACAGUGAAAUACGCAGCAAGAGUAUAGCAAAUAUGAAUUCAUUUUUACCCUGCUUCAAGUUCCUUAUGAAAUCUAACUUCAGCUUGCCCCAUCAUAAGCACAGUUGUUUCAGUAAUGAGAGAAGUUGUCUCAAAGAUAGGUGUAGAUUAUAUAAAAUGACCCGCAACCUGUACAGUGGAUUUCUGUCUCUCUUACCAUAAAAAUAACUGUGCAAUCUGCAUUGGGUGGCUCUAUGCAAUUGGUGGCAAAUAUUGCGCAAUUGACACGGGAGCGUUCUGCAAAUAUUCAUAUUCAAUCAUGGCUUGCUCAGGAGUGAAAUAAGAAUUGAUCAUGUAUUUUGUUGAGCCCACUAAACUAAAAUGAUAAUUUUAACAUCGGUUUCGGUGGAAAUUGAUCUAACCUAGCCACAAAGUUAUAAAUAUAGCCUACAUUAUGAUUCGAUAUUCUGGGUUUGAUUCGAGUAUCGAAGAAUUGAGUUUAUUUCGAAUUGCACAUCCCCGAUUCUAACUUGAAUGUAUCUUUCGCUCUCAGAAAUAGAGUAUGCUUGCUUGCCACCACUUGGGCUCAUAUUACUGAUAAUGUUAAUGUGAAAUUUAGCCUGAAACGAAUUCUGAAAGUUCAUGUAAUGAGUUUCCUAUUAUUUCUGUUGGUUUUGUUAUAUUGUUUUGUCGAGCUUUCUCGAAUUUAGCAUUGUCCCGUUCAUGACCAGAUAAUUUUACGAUAAAUUUUACCGCUUGUGUUGUAGAAUAGUUUGUAGCCUGCUAAUAUAAUAUGCAAUAGAUAUGUUUUGUGAAUUGCAUCGUCCAGUAGAUUAUGUAACAAAGUUUGCACAGCUUCAUUUUCUAGUUGAAAAUUUAAAUCUCAUCAACUUUUUAAGUUUACGCAUUUGAUGGCUGUGGAGAUCUAUUUAAUGUAGGCGCAUGUUUUUUUUUGUAACGAUCUAGCUAUUAUUGCUGUCUCAUUUAUUUCUAUUGUUGUACCUGAAUCUUAUUUGUGCGCUAUUCUUAUUUUGCCAGCGAAAUUUGCCUUUUCAUCUUAAUUCUCUUAUUUUCUCACCAAUUUUUAUUCUAUUUUCUUACUGUGUGUGGAUGUUACUGUGUCUGCAAUUGUUGCUAUUGAAUGUUGUUGUCAAGUUGAACUUUGCUAAAUCAAAGGAUUCAAAAUUAUUUAUCAUUAAUUGCUUUAUGAAUGCUGACAAUUAACAAUCUUGAAUUGUUUUUCAUAUAAUGGAGCACAUUUACAAUUUCAACUUGUAUGAAGUUGAUAGACUCAUGAUCCUAUGUUUACUUUAUAUGAUGAAACAUUACAAUUACACCAUCCCAGGGGGUAAAUUUUCAUCAAAUUUAGGACUUUAAAUCUCAGCACUAAGAUAUCCUGUAAAUUGUGCAGUAGGUCUUCAUAUUUUGAAAGCUCUAACGUUAGAAAUAAUAAUUCAAGUUCUUUGAGUCUCUAUGACUCUUCUGAUCUAUUGAAGAUAGUCAUAUAAAAAGCCGAUCUAGAAAUAAUAAGAUUUACAUCUUCUAAUUCUGAACAUACACUUCAAAAUAAUAUACCAGGAAAUGUGAUAACAUUUUUUUAGUUCAGCUCAAUAUGAAUAGUUUUUUUGACAACUUCAAUUGUUUUCAUUAUUCUGAAACCAGUAAUGGCUUUCAAGUAAUGUUCUAAUUCUCAUUAAUUGUGCAGAUAGUUUAAUUUUCCAGUAUAAAUUAAUUAAAGUUAAUUUUGAGUGACAUCAGUUUUUAGCUACUCUUUAGUUCAAAUUAUUCUGGUUAUAGUUGUACCUUACAGGUAAAAAAUAUAAAUCCAAUUUAUUGCUUUUUUAACAUCCAUUCUCCAUCUGAAAAUUUUAAUUUAUGUUUUCCAAUACAAAAAAUACUGUUUAAGCAGGGUUUAUAGAUGCAAAUAGGAAUAUAAUGGCUGUUUUCUCGAUCCUCAAAAGAUAAGUAUCAGUAAAUUUAAAUCUUAUUUGAACUUGUUGACCUUGUUUCAGAUCCUUAUUAUUGUGGUUGAAUGUCUUUGCUGUUGUUUGAACUUUUAUAUUCUGUAAGAUGGUUUGAAUAUUUAUCUCUGUCAUCCAAUGAAUUGACGUCAGAAAAUUGUUUCAGUUGUCUUUGUUUAUUUCAUUGAUACUUCGUUACUUGAAUGAAAUACCCAUUUGAAAUGUAGAAGAAUGUCUUUAUGCAGUAUUAUCAAAGUUAUCAAUUAAAUUGUAGUUGUUUAAAUGAUAAUGUAGUGACUUGCAAUUUUGUUCCAAUCUUGAUUUAUAACGGGAUGAUGAUUGUAUGAUUGGUGGUUUUGGUGCAGUGAAAUACUAAAUAGUUGAAUUCUGAUCUGCUGGACUGAUAAUAAUUGGAUAAAUUUGAUGAUUUAUGUCAAAAAAUUGAUUGAAAUUUUAGAUAAAUUUUGAAAGAGAUUGAGGAGUUUUCGUAAUUUGAUAAUGUUCUAUAUGUUUGUCUUUUCCCCCUUAAUUGUACAGGGUGUUGCGAAAGUCUUGUUACAAUGUCAAAAUUUUGAGAACUGACUUCAUGACAAAUUUAAAAUUGAAACGGGGCAUUGUGUUAAUAUGAAGUAUAAGGAUUGCUGCAGCAUAUUACUAGAAAUGUUUUCAAUCUUUGUGAUUUCUAAAGGAAAGUCAAAGCUCAUUCUUGCUGUAUUUGCUAAAGUCAUUGUGUUUAGCAGAUGCAUAUUCUAUUUUGAGUUUACAUUCACUGUUUAACAUUUCCUGAUUUGAAUAUGUUGAAGUCAUAAUAAGGUACUUACUUAUUGCCAUAUUAAAAAUUGCCUUGUAUACCAUACCACCAAAGAAAUGUCUCUUUUGAUUGUAUGUGCUUUUUAUGUUGGAUAUAAUACCAGGUCACCAUUACGUUCAUUAAAAGGUAAUCUUCAUGUAUGUUGCAUAUUGUUCUGCUGGACUAUUCAAAGUGUGAUAUCCUGCAGGCGUUAGCAUUUUUGAUUAUAUACAUGUGUGCAUUAGGCUUGCUUUAUUUAUGGAAAAUCGUUGUAUGUUUGUUUUGCUUAUUCAUACAUUUAACAAUUCUUUGUCGAUACAUGCCUGCUUUGCUUAGCCGUUGUUGAAUUGAGCAUGAAAAGUACUGCUUGCUUGGAUACUUAUUUUUUCAAUUAAUAAUAUGAAUUAUGUUCCCAUAUUUUUAGAUACUUUUACAUCACUUAUAUUAAUAUGCUUAAAACUCUUUUUAGCUACGAUGCCGUGCAUAUUAUCGUCGAUGAUAUUUUUUUUGUCUUUAUUUUUUUUGUUCUCUUUUUUUUUCUAAUUUAAGAACCACACCGUUUUGUACUUGUAUUUUCACAUAUCGCCCGGUAUAGCAAAGUAUUUUUAUUGUGAAUUUGCGGUGUAAAUAAAUUAAUUUA